AACUUUAAGAUAUAGUUCCACUGAAUAUAAAAUAUUAAUAUAUCAUGAAUUUUUGUUAGUCUUCUUUGUGGAUUAGAAUUCAAAAUGUCAAAGUGGUUAUUCAUAUUUUCCAGCCUUUUUUGCGUUUUUUUCAGUUUCGUAGAGCCGAAAACUGACAGAGUUAUUUGCUAUUAUGGAAGUUGGGCAAACUAUAGAAAUGGUAAUGGUAAAUACACUGCCGAAAACAUUGAUUCUCACCUGUGCACACACAUCAUCUAUACCUUCCUUGGGAUAGAAAAUGAUGGAAAUUUGAAGAUUCUGGACACGUGGCUUGAACUAGAUCUCAGGAACCUAGAAAGAUUCAAUGCAUUGAAAAGACAGAACUCAAACUUAAAAACAUUGAUCGCUGUUGGAGGAUGGAAUGAAGGUUCUAUUAAAUAUUCUAGAGUAGCAAGUGAUCCUUUGAAAAGAGCUAAUCUAAUUAAUAGUGCGAUAAAAAUAAUGGAGACUUAUGGUUUCAAUGGGUUUGAUAUCGAUUGGGAAUAUCCUGCUCAAAGAGGAGGAGCUAGUGUUGAUAAGGGAAAUUUUGCCAUUUUACUGAAAGAAUUCCGGGAAGCUUUUGACAAGAAAGGAUUCAUUUUAACAGCGGCCGUAGCAGCAGCGCCCUUUUCUGUUGACAUAUCCUACGACGUUCCUGCUUUAUCUAAAUAUUUGGAUUCCAUCAAUGUUAUGGCUUAUGACUUACAUGGCGCAUAUGAUGGAGUAACAGGUGCUAAUGCCCCUUUAUACCCUUCCAGUAUAGACUCCUCUCCUAGUGCUAAAGCCCUGACUGUUGAUGCAUCAAUUAGAAACUGGAUUGCAAGGGGUGCAGAUCCUCAAAAAAUAUCAAUGGGACUGCCAUUAUAUGGAAGAACUUUCACUUUAUCAAAUCCAACUUUGAAUGGCAUUGGUGCACCUGUCGUUAUAGGCGGAAGACCUGGUCCUUAUACACAAGAAACUGGAAUGCUUGGAUAUCUCGAGAUUUGUGAAUUACAACAACAAGGAGGUUGGACCGUGAAUUGGGAUGAUAAUACUAAAACACCAUAUGCUUACAAGGGCGAUCAAUGGAUAGGUUACGAUAACUCUGAAUCCAUUAGAUUUAAGGUGCAAUACGCAAAGGAUCUCAAUUUGGGAGGUAUCAUGAUUUGGUCUUUAGAAACAGCUGACUUCAAUGGAAUAUGUGGAGAGAGUUAUCCAAUUCUGACGUCCAUUAAAAAGACAAUAAAUGAAAAUGACACAACCACCACUGCGUUGCCUGAACCAACUCCCUGUAGAACCGAGAACUGUGAUGAACCCAAACCCAACAAUAAGGAUGAUUCGAAGGAAUCCAAGGAUUCAGAAUCAUCUCCUGAAAAAUCCGCAACCACAACAACUACCGCGAAACCUGAAAACGAUAAUAACCCAAAGAAUUCGGAUGAUACGAAAUCAUCAAGUGCUUCUGAUGAGUCGAAAUCAUCUGAAAGUUCAAACGAGUCUAAACAAAAUGACGACUCCAGUAAAGAUUCUAGUGGUAGUAAAGAGCACAAUGAAGACUCCAAAGAUAGCAACAAAUCCAGCGAGUCAGAUAGCCAGGAUGAUUCAGAGGCCAGAGGAAAUGGAAAUGAAGAGUCCGUUUGCAAAGAGCUAGGUUUAUUUAGGAAUAACAAAGAUUGUUCUGCAUUCUUCUACUGCAUUCCUGAUUUGAAUGGCAUACGCAAAGUGGAUUUCAAAUGUUCAGAUGGUUUGGUUUUCGAUUCUGAAUUUGAAACUUGUAAUUUUAAGAGCUUGGUAGAUUGUAAUGCAUAAUUAUAUUAGGGAAAUUUUUAUGUAAAAGAAAUGAGAACUAUUUCCGAAUAAUUAAUAACCUAUAAAACCAAAUGAAAGUUGUACCUAAUAUUUUUUCAUUUAUAUUUUUCAGAUUGAAAACCUGAAUAUAGAGCAUACGAAGUUUAA
Messenger RNA from Harmonia axyridis, 1950 nucleotides. Its product is annotated as chitinase-3-like protein 1. NCBI's taxonomy places the organism in Eukaryota, Metazoa, Arthropoda, Insecta, Coleoptera, Coccinellidae. Gene Ontology annotation, biological process: chitin catabolic process; carbohydrate metabolic process. Gene Ontology annotation, molecular function: chitinase activity; chitin binding. The record is from RefSeq and is a predicted model, not a curated record. Gene Ontology annotation, cellular component: extracellular region. The coding region runs from base 85 to 1803 and encodes 572 amino acids. The transcript has 9 exons.